AUGAAGCUCAAGGGGAUGCAUCACCCACAGAAACAAAAGCUCGUGGGGGUCCGGACCAUACAGGAUCUGAACCUUAUACCUCAGGUUCUGGACAAGGCCCGAUUGAAAAAGUGCUCACACCUCAGCCAAAUACUGGAGAGGCUGGUUUACACGGGUGAGAGACCGCACCUGCUCAUCGGCCAGGGCAAUUGGUCGGUGAUCAAUAGACGAGCCACCAAGAAAGGAAAGAAGGGCCAACCUGUCGCCUCUUUGACCCAGUUAGCAUGGGUCUUAGACGGCUCGGAUAACAGAGAGUCGCCAACCGAGAAAACCACGAUGUGCGCACACCUGAUAGCUCCGGAGGAGAAUUUGGAUCGGCUCAUAAAAGAGCAUUUCGACAUUGAUUUGCUGGGGGUACAACCGCGUCGACCGAGAACCGAAAGCGAGGGCAAGGCCCUAAAGACCUUGGAAAGUACCACCAGACGAAUGGAGGACGGCCGCUUCGAGACCGGUCUCUUGUGGCGAAACAAGGACGAGCCAACUCCGGACAACUUGAAGUCCCGGACCGUAGACCCCCGACCGCAACAAAACUGA
Molecule: messenger RNA, 573 nt
Organism: Danaus chrysippus (African queen)
Lineage: Eukaryota; Metazoa; Arthropoda; Insecta; Lepidoptera; Nymphalidae
Source: the annotation of a GenBank genome assembly